Molecule: messenger RNA, 400 nt
Organism: Pelecanus crispus (Dalmatian pelican)
Lineage: Eukaryota; Metazoa; Chordata; Aves; Pelecaniformes; Pelecanidae
Source: RefSeq, a predicted model, not a curated record
ACAGUUCUUUCUAAAAAAGAAAAAAUGAAGCUGAGGAAAGAAAGAUGGCUACAGAAAAUAGAAAGUGUGAAGCUAGCCAAGCAGAAGCAAAAAGCCGAAGCAAAGCGGAAGGCAACACCUGUGGUAGGAGACAUGCAGCCAUUGAUGGAAGCCCUGCCUGAGCUCUCUGACCUGACCACAGGUGGCAGGGGCAGGAAGCCACCCAAGAGUCCCCCUUGCCAUGUCAAAGCAAAGGCAGAACCAGCAGACUUCUGUCUGAUGAAACAAGCUCAGAAAUGCCAGCUCUUAGAGGAGGAAGUGGCUCGAUUUCAUGAGGUCAUCACCAAUCCCAGGUACAGAGCCAACCCCCUGAUGGCCAUCAGCGAGCAUCUCUCCAAGAGGCUGAGGCAGGAGGAAGAUG